Messenger RNA from Suillus clintonianus, 1060 nucleotides. RefSeq lists its product as uncharacterized. The coding region runs from base 1 to 969 and encodes 322 amino acids. NCBI's taxonomy places the organism in Eukaryota, Fungi, Basidiomycota, Agaricomycetes, Boletales, Suillaceae. The record is from RefSeq and is a predicted model, not a curated record. The transcript has 6 exons.
AUGACGAGUGGAUGGAUGGAUGGCGUGUCCACGGCUGAAGCAGAGGAUCGGGGAGAGGAUGUGGAACGGCAGAUAGAAGAGAACGAUCAUUUGGAAAAGAAGGCGAGGAACGACGGCGCUACAAGAAGAACUCUCCGCUACCGCCUUCUGUCUGCAUCUCUCCUACCCCCUACAUCAAAAUCUCUGAACCCGGUUCUACCACCUGGCCUCUCGCCGCCGACUCCCGCCCUUCCCGACCAAGCAUCUUCAACACCCAACCCCGCCACCUCGAUCUCCACGGGACCCGCACUCUUUUGCAGUGUUUCUUCAUCACGGAUGACUCGUGUAGCUGCCGUGGGGGAGAAACGCACUAGCCUAAUUGUAGCUCCGCUCUCGGCUAAAGCCAGCCUCAAGCCAGAGCUGCGGCAACACUACCCAAGACGGUCCAUCUUCUCUGAUCGUGGCCCUCAUAUCGUCGACGUUCCUACAGUACAGGACAGAAAGUCAUUGGUUGUUGCUCCACGGCCGCGGCCGCAGCAGCAAAGCCAAUUGCACGGCCAAACCCAGGCGUCAUCAUCACAAACUCAGCCUGCCACAGCCUCGACCUCCACGACACCUCCUGCUCCAGGUACUCAUACUACCACAGCUGCGCAGUCGCCACCUAUCCCGUGGUGGGGUCGUCUUCUGUUGCUCGUCCGAAUGCUGAUACCCUCGGAUGUCGCAUCGUGUGAAGCAUAUCUACGUGUUCAGCUCGGAACCAAGGCCUUGGAUGGUUUAUUCCAGGGCAUGCAUGGUCAUUCUCAAAUUUCCAGACCACUACCUCAGCAGCGCCCGGGGCGCUUCAAGAAACUCAGGCUCGCUGUGACAAGGCGCUCUCUUCCUCCUCCUGCGCAUGCACCCACAUUAACAUCGCCUACCGCGCUACCACCUGUCGCUGCUCCUGUUAAUACGAAAAGAGUUGAUCAACGGCCAAUAACUAAGGUCGUCUGAGACUAGUGUCAUACUGUUAGAGGAUGGAUGUGAGGGAGCGGGGAACUUGGUGGACAUACGACGAUGAUAUUUGUGCUGGAUAUACCACCAC